Molecule: messenger RNA, 1560 nt
Organism: Paraphaeosphaeria sporulosa
Lineage: Eukaryota; Fungi; Ascomycota; Dothideomycetes; Pleosporales; Didymosphaeriaceae
Product: 3-ketosphinganine reductase-like protein
Exons: 2
Coding region: 297-1394 (365 amino acids)
Biological process (GO): sphingolipid biosynthetic process
Cellular component (GO): endoplasmic reticulum membrane
Molecular function (GO): 3-dehydrosphinganine reductase activity
Source: RefSeq, a predicted model, not a curated record
ACUACCACGGUCAAGCUCCGCGCUAAAGUAGUUUGCUGACUUCCGCCAACGCUCUGGGACUACCAUCUGGUCCCUGGGAGAAGUUGGUCGCGCGUGCAUCGUAGACUGCUCUGGACCUUUGCUGACGGUUGAUGAUUCCUUUACCCUAAUAGACUUGCGAGCUUACACAGGCUUAGCAGAACUAGGCAUAGAUUCGACUUCCCAUCCUUCCGACCAAAGUUGUGAGCACGCGGAGUAUCCGCGCCGCUGCUCCUCACCCCAGUCGCUCCUUGAAAGCUCCCCUCCCUCUAAGUCUUAUGGAGACCGUACUAUCGUGGCUAACCAUAGCUUGUCUUAUCUUGCUCGGAUACCUAAGCUUGAGCAUCAUGGGCUUCUUCUCGUGGGGGAACAAAUUCCCAGUGGAGGGACGGACGGUCCUCCUCACUGGAGCCUCCUAUGGCAUGGGCAAAGAACUCGCAAAACUGCUCAGCCAACGCGGCGCAUCCGUCAUCCUCGUCGCUCGCAACGUGGAAAACCUCCAGGCCGCAACCGCCUACGCAAAAGCCGCCGCAAAGAGCCCCUCCACCCAGCGCUUCCACUACAUCUCCGCCGACUGCACCUCCGAAGCCGAAAACGCCCGCCUUCUCGCUGAAGCCACCACCUGGAACAACGGCAAAGCGCCUGACAUCGUCUGGGCCAACGCCGGCUCCUCCACUCCCGGCCUCUUCCUCGAUCAGAAAACCGACACCCUGCGCCAGCAAAUGGACAUCAACUACUGGGCGGCGUGCUACCUGGCGCAGCAGACGCUCAAAGCGUGGUUGUACCCGUCCACGCCAUACAAGCCCACCGCACCUGCCGAGCCUACACGUCACUUCAUCGUGACAUCCUCCGUCCUCGGCUUCAUAAACAUCAUCGGCUAUGGCGGGUACUCGCCCGCCAAAGCGGCGCUGAAAACCCUCUGCGACGGCCUCCGCCAGGAAGUCAUCCUCUACAACGGCGCGCGCCGCUCCAAUAAUGCCGUAUCGGGCUUCACACCUGCACCUUUCGACAUCGCAGUCAACAUGAUCGCGCCCGCGACCAUCCUCUCACCUGGCGAGCUGAACGAGAAUCGCACGAAGCCGGACGUCACGAAGAAGCUCGAGGAGACGGAUCCGAAGCAAACGGAGCUGGAGGCUGCGACGGCGGCAAUCAAGGGGUUGGAGGCGGGGAAUUACUCGAGUGCAACGAGCUGGUUGGGCGAUCUGAUGCGCAUGAGUAGUAUGGGGAGUGCGCGGAGGGAUAACUUGGUGAAGGAUACGGCGGGGACGUGGGUCGCCAGUCUGGUGUGGUUGCUGCUUGGGCCGGAUAUGGAUGGGAAGGUGUUUAAUUGGGGAAAGAAGGAGGGAAUGCCGGCGUAUAAGCCGGAUUCCGUUUGAGCUGGUGGAAUCCAUCUGUUGUUUGGAGGUGAACUUGCAACUGCAGCCUGCCUGUCCGUUUGCUUACUAGCUCGUCAUGGUACCACUGCAUGCUUGUUCGUACAUUCAGAACGACUUAUUUUGCGCAACUGGAUGUGAUCGUGAUGAAGAGUGAGUGGCUAUGAUG